Molecule: messenger RNA, 3064 nt
Organism: Brassica rapa (field mustard)
Lineage: Eukaryota; Viridiplantae; Streptophyta; Magnoliopsida; Brassicales; Brassicaceae
Product: peroxidase 1-like
Biological process (GO): hydrogen peroxide catabolic process; response to oxidative stress
Molecular function (GO): peroxidase activity; heme binding
Source: RefSeq, a predicted model, not a curated record
UUUUUUUCAAAAUCUAAAUAUCCGAACCCGAUCCGAAAUAACCGAAUCCGAACUAAAAAUACCCGAACCCGACCCGAAGUACAGAAAUACCCGAACGGGUUCUAGACCUCUAUACCGAAAUACCCGAAAAUCCGAAAUACCCGAUCCGAACCCGAACGGGUACCCGAACGCCCACCCCUACUCCCUACUAACAAAAACUAAUAAUUCAAUGCCUAACAUUUGCGUUUUUUUUUCCUGUUACUUUUAUAAAUGUUAAAUUCAAAAGAACUGCUACAUAUACAUAUACAAAAACUGCUAUAAGGUCAGCGCAGAAAAAAUGAUACGUAAUAGAUGUUGGAAGCGAUCAUCACGAUUCACGAAUAUAAUAGAUCGUUUGAAUUUUUUUUUUUUUUUUUUUUGAAAAUAGAUCGUUUGAAUUUUGAACUGAGGCUAUCGAUGUUUUGUUUGCUCAUCGUGUAUUCGUGUGAACAUGUUUACAGUUUUGGUGUUAUGCUAUAUUAAUUUUUCAGCGUGGUAAAAUAGACAAUUCUCACAUAUAUAUGUAUCAUACAUAAUACAUGUCUUUAAAAAAUGGAAAUAUGAUCUAAGGUUUUUUUUUUGAAAAAAAUUAUAUUAAGAAAACCAUAGUGGUUUAUAUAUCUCUUUUUUUCCUUGCAGCAUCCUUCUGGUCAAUCAAACGGGUAGAAUGUUUUUUGGAUUUAGCUAAUUUUUGUUGGUGGAAAAAGGAUGGUUUUGAAAUAAAUUAAAAAAUCGUGGUUAAUUUUGUAUUCUGCUUUCUAGAUGGGCCACAAGACCGAAAUAAGUUUUAGGCCCGUCAUAUUUUAUAGAAAGGAUCCACAAUCACAACUAGCAAGUUCCGGACAGUCUUUAGGUUGUUACUUGUCCCACAAGAGAGUGCAAUGCAUUAAGCCAUAUGAGUUUCCAAUUACUAAAUAUAGCAACUUGGAAGAUUUUCUAAAUAAUGUAAGAACGUGGAUUCCACAUACGAUAAGUAUUUUUCAACUCUGAGAGCUAAGGACAAUAAAAUACCUCCUUCUAACUACAUGUUGUCCAAAGUCAAUAGCUUUUCAAAGUGCAAAAGAUUAUUUGAACACUUCUUAGUCGUUGCAUGAUUUUGAGUUGUUCUUGUUUUUGUGAAAAUUUAAUAUUCAACCACAAACAAAAAUAGAAAAGAUAGUGGAGUCCGUGCAAUGUCCUCCUCCUUCUAUGUUUUUCAAAUCUAAAUUAAGAAAGAGAGGAAUACUGCAAAUGGGUUUAACUAAAUCCCACUUGACACUUCUCCAUGGAAGUUUUCAAUGUCUCUGGAUGAUCUAUAAAAGGCUUACGAGUCUCUCAUUCAUCUUCAUCUCCAAGCUAGCUAGUUCUUACCUUUCUUCUGUAAUACUCAACAAAACAAACGAGCUAAGAAAGAGGAGGAGAGAUAGAGUAAUGGCGAUCAAGAACCUUCUUGUCCUUGCGGUUCUUCUGAGCGUUAUUGGAGUUUCAGUUGCUAACCCUAAGGGUCUUGACCUUAACUACUACAAACACCGGUGUCCUGAUGCAGAAGCCAUUGUACGUCGUACCACAGUUCAGUAUGUUUCUCGCCAGACGAGCCUUGCUGCCGCACUUCUAAGGAUGCAUUUUCAUGAUUGUUUCGUCAGAGGAUGUGAUGGUUCCAUUCUUCUGAAAUCUCCAACCAAGGAUGCAGAAAGAGAUGCUAUCCCUAACUUGUCUGUUAGAGGCUACGAAGUGGUCGAUGCUGCCAAGGCAGCCCUAGAGAAGAAGUGUCCCGGUGUGGUUUCUUGUGCUGAUGUUCUUGCCUUAGUCGCCAGAGACGCAGUCUUAGUGAUCAACGGACCAUGGUGGCCGGUUCCAUUGGGCAGGAGGGAUGGACGCAUCUCAAGAAAAUCUGAGGUUAAUUUACCAUCCCCAUUCGCCGGAAUAGCUGCAUUGAAAAAGAACUUCUUCGACAAGGGUCUUAACACUAAAGACCUAGUCGUUCUCUCAGGAGCUCACACCAUUGGGAUAUCAAACUGCGGUCUCAUUAACAGCCGUAUCUACAACUUCACCGGGAAAGGCGAUUUUGAUCCUUCAAUGAACCCUAGCUACGUUAGGGCAUUGAAGAAAAGGUGCAAGCCAACUGAUUUCAGGACCUCAUUGGAGAUGGACCCAGGCAGUGUCAAGAAGUUUGACUCUCACUACUUUAACAUUGUGGCUCAGAAGAAGGGUUUGUUUACAUCUGACUCAACACUUCUUGAUGACGCUGAGACCAAAACGUACAUUGACACGCAAGUUUCUACUGCUGGAUCCUCAUUCAACAAAGAUUUCUCCGAGUCAAUGGUUAAACUCGGGUUCGUUGAAAUCCUCACCGGGAACAAGGGAGAGAUCAGGAGGAAAUGUGCCUUCGUGAACUGAGUUUCAUCAACAUAAUAUAAGAGCUCUCUCUCUCUUUUGAUGAUUGAUUCAAAAUUUUCUCAAUAAUUAUUUGUAUCGUAUGUUUUUUCCUUCCUUCAAGUCUGUUUUCAGGACAAGAGUAUUUCAUUUUUCUUUGUAUGAUGUUUUGGAAUCUCAAGUUUCUUUGAAUAUUCUUUUUUUUUUUUUUUUUGGUCAAAAAGUUUCUUUGAAUAUUCAUAUUCUCUUAUAAGUUGCUUAAUCAUUUCGCUACAAACAACCAGAAAUCUUUCCUUCUCGUUGAUAUUAUCAUAUCAAAUCUUCUUCUUUUUUGUAACAGAUAUCAAAUAUUUAAAGCCAAAUAUACAUUUUCCCUCCAUUAGGUUGGUACUAAUUAAAUAGGCGUCAUGAGGAAAGCCAUUUUGCCGUCUUAAUCUUUCCUUAUGAGUUCUCAUGGUUCCAAAACUUUCUGGUGUGAAGGGUGUGUGAAAUGUCACUUGAGUUAAGUCCUUAUCCCUUAUAUAUUAAAGGAGAAGCAUUGUAAUAAAUGCAUUCACACUAUAAUAGACACGUGGCAGCCUCACAAUGAUUUGAUAAUAAGUAUGCUAACGCGUUCACACUAUAUUCAUAAAUGUGUUCACACUAUGUAUUUUGUGUUUUUUUUAAUAUAAAACUCACAUACAUGGUUCUAAUA